Messenger RNA from Oryza sativa Japonica Group (Japanese rice), 1213 nucleotides. The record is from RefSeq and is a predicted model, not a curated record. NCBI's taxonomy places the organism in Eukaryota, Viridiplantae, Streptophyta, Magnoliopsida, Poales, Poaceae.
CAUAAGAGGAGGAGAGAGCUCGCGCCGCCCCCCACUCCAAUCGUCAAAACCCUCGACGCCGCGGCGAUCCCCCGACCACCUCGCCGCCGGCGAUCUCUCCGCCUCCGCCUCCGCCUCCUUAUCCGGCAAGCUAUCUCGUGCUUUUCCAGGGUAUUAGGUUUGGGGGGGAGGAGAGUAAGUAGGAUAACCAGGUUGUGCAUGACUGCAUUAGCUUGCCUCGCCGGGAAAGCAAUUUCUUGGAGCAGUGGUGUCAAAGCAGCGGCUGGGUGUGGUCUCGGCUUGCUUCCGCAGUGGCGCGGCGUGUUCCGGAGCGUGAGAAUGGAGAGUGGGAGCUCUCAGGGUGGCCGUGGUGCCCUCAUAGUCCUGGAAGGGCUGGAUAGGAGUGGGAAAUCUUCGCAGUGUGCUCGGCUGCUGUCCUUUCUGCAAGGUAAAGGUUGCCAGGCCGAAGGGUGGCGGUUUCCUGAUAGAGGUACUAGUGUUGGGCAGAUGAUAUCCGCGUACCUUGCGAACGAGUCGGAACUUGACGAUAGGACAAUCCAUUUGCUCUUCAGUGCGAAUCGCUGGGAGAAAAGAGCUUUGAUGGAAAGAAAGCUACUUGGUGGAACUACUCUCAUUGUUGAUCGUUAUUCUUAUUCUGGAGUGGCAUUUUCAGCUGCCAAGGGACUUGACAUUGAGUGGUGCAAGGCUCCUGAAAAUGGACUUAUAGCCCCAGAUCUUGUAGUAUAUUUGGAUGUACAACCAGAGAAAGCAGCUGAAAGAGGAGGCUAUGGGGGUGAGAGAUAUGAAAAAAUUGAAUUCCAAAAGAAAGUUGGUGAGCAUUACCAUUCACUUCGUGAUUCAACAUGGAAGGUUGUUGAUGGCUCCCUUCCCAUGGAAGUUGUGGAAGAACAGCUGAAGGAACUAGCCAUGAGUUGCAUUCUGGAAUGCCAAAGCAAGCAACUUGCCAGUCUGGCCUGGUAGUGUAUCGAUAGCACCAUCCCUUGGUGCCAAUGCCACAUCAUUAUCGAUGGCCUGCUAGAGUUAUGCUUUAAGGAGAGCUUGCUGAUUUCUGUAUUCUAUGUGCACUUCUAUAGAGUGAUGUUUUGCGAGAACUUGUUCGCUGAUGUUCUGAUAGCCUUUUCGUAAUGUGAAUUAUGUGAGGUUCUGCUGUUCUUGUAAGCUUCUCAUAUACUCUGUUUGCCAAAUUUGAGUUCAUAAAAUGGUUUUGCAGUAA